CGCCGACAUCGCGUACCCCUCUUGCUCUUCCAUUUUAUUUUGCCCAUGUCGAUUUGUGUGUUCGCCGUCGUUGUCGUUGGAUAGCAGCAGGACCCACUCGCUAGAAAGAGCAUGGCAUCGACCCUGGAAAAGGCGCGGGCCUAUCUGCGCGCCUCGCAGUCCUCCAAAGAAGAGCGCAGGCUGGUGCGCAAGAUAGACUUCUUCAUCCUGACCUUCUGCUGUCUCAGCUACUUCACCAACUACCUGGACCGCUCCAAUUUGACCAACGCCUAUGUCUCGGGCAUGAGGGAGGACCUCGCCUUCAAGGGGAACCAGUUGACGCAGAUUAAUACCAUUUUCACGUGCGGCUACAUCAUUGGGCAGAUCCCGUCGAAUCUCGCCCUUCACUACAUUGCGCCGCGCCUCUUCUUCCCGAGCAUGAUGCUCGCGUGGGGCGGUCUGACGAUGCUUACGGCCGCGGCCCAGCAGCCCCAGCACAUCAUGGCCAUCCGCUUCUUCCAGGGGAUAGCCGAGAGCAGCACAUUUGUCGGCACGCACUACAUCCUGGGCUCGUGGUUCACGGAGCGCGAGCUCGGCAAGCGCAGCGGCAUCUUCACGGCCUCGGGCCUCGCGGGCACCAUGUUCGGCGGGUUUAUCCAGAGCGGCAUUCAGGCGAGCUUGCAUCGCAAGGCAGGCCUCAAUGGCUGGCGCUGGCUGUUCAUUAUCGAUGGACUCAUCACCCUCCCGAUUGCCAUUUAUGGCCUCCUUCUCUUUCCGGACACGCCGAGCAAGACUCGCGCACCGUACCUGUCCGCCACGGAGCGCCGUCUCGCCGCUGCGCGCGUGCCGGAUCCGCACAGCGCGACGUCGCCCUUUACAUGGCGUUUCGUGCGGCGCGCGGCCACGUCGUUCGCCUUCUGGGGCUUCGUCGUGCUGUGGGCAAUUGCAGGCGAGGUCGAGUCUUUCAACAGCAACGGCCUGCUGGCGCUGUACCUGCAGUCGCACCCGACAAAACACUACACGGUUGCGCAGCUGAACGACUACCCGACCGGCGUCGCAGCCGUGGGUAUCGUAAGCACGCUGUUGUGGGCGGCGCUGACAGACUUGCUGGGUGGGCGCUCGCGCGCGCUGGUCGGGUAUUGGUGCGCCGGUGUGUGUGCAGUGGCGGCUGCAAUGGUCCUUGGGGCAUUUAAAAGCACCGGAGCCGUCAUGGCCGCGUAUUAUCUUUCCGGUUCGGCGUACGCUGCGCAGGCGGUCAUGUUUGCAUGGGCGAAUGAUGUGCUGAGAGGUGAGAAUGAGGCGUUUAGGGCGCUGGUGGUCGCAGCCAUGAAUACGGCGAGUAACGUCGUGAAUGCAUGGUGGAGCAUUGUGUUUUAUAGCGCGGAUAUGGCGCCGAGGUUUACGCGUGGCAUGUACGCGAUGAUAGGCACGGCUAUCGCACUGGCAAUUUGGACGGCUUUGCUGAGCGUGUGGGCGAUAAGGCAUGAGCGAGUGCGCGGGCGUGGCGGAGAUGCAGAUGCGCUCGCGAGCGGUGACUCGCUUGAUGGGAGGGCUGGUGGUGCCGGUCAAGGUGACGAAGACGGUGAUAAUGGAUUGUCGCAGCAAGUGGAGAUUGAAGAGAACGAGGGGAGGGAGAGAGUGCUCGCGGAGAAGGUGUAGGUGGUGUAAUGAGAGGGAAAGAGAAAAGGAAACCGCGCUGAGAUGCGCCAUAAUACCCACUUACCAGUCUAGGUAGGAAGCCGAAGACGACAAUCCUGUACAGAACUAUACAUUAGAGGGGCCGCAAACCCCAUCACCGACCCGUCAGCAAUCUCGGGUACGGUUCAAUCAUCCUCAUAGCUUUUAAUUUACUAUAUUAUAAUUCUUAUUUACCCCUCCUUGUCACCAGUCCUUACAGACCUCCUACCCAGACUGAACAUUCUACCCACGUACAUACAAGCAAAAAAAAAAAAAAAA
Molecule: messenger RNA, 1935 nt
Organism: Aplosporella prunicola CBS 121167
Lineage: Eukaryota; Fungi; Ascomycota; Dothideomycetes; Botryosphaeriales; Aplosporellaceae
Exons: 4
Coding region: 112-1638 (508 amino acids)
Biological process (GO): pantothenate import across plasma membrane
Cellular component (GO): plasma membrane
Molecular function (GO): pantothenate transmembrane transporter activity
Source: RefSeq, a predicted model, not a curated record